This is a messenger RNA of Arabis nemorensis, 510 nucleotides long. The record is from the annotation of a GenBank genome assembly. NCBI's taxonomy places the organism in Eukaryota, Viridiplantae, Streptophyta, Magnoliopsida, Brassicales, Brassicaceae.
AUGCAAAAGAAAUGGUGGAAGGAUCUUAUAGCAAGACUAAAUCAAGAGAUAGCGGUGAAGGAUUACCUGAACAAAAAGGUUAAUGAUCUAGAAGAGGAGCUUGAAACUACUAAGCAGAAAAGCAAAGAGAACUUGGAGCAAGCUAUUAUGACCGAGAGGGAAAGAUUUACUCAGAUGCAGAUGGGGGCUCACUUGUUUUGUCAACAACUAGAGGAUCUCUGUAGGCGCUAUGAAGAAUUAGAGGCAAAAUCAAAAGCAGAUAUUAAAAUUCUUGUCAAAGAGGUCAAAUCUUUGAGGCGUUCUCAUGUGGAACUUGAAAAGGAGCUCACUCAAUCUUUGACAGAUAAAACUGAAGUCGAGGCUCAGCUGCUUGCCGAGUUUGAUGAAAACGCUGCUGCUCAAGGCAUCCAUAAAGAUCCCAGCAUGGACACUGAAACAAGAAUCAUGGAGGACGAGCUGAUGAAGAUACUGGCAAAACUACUCCAAUCAUCACGGAGAACGCGAAAUUGA